Molecule: messenger RNA, 615 nt
Organism: Anopheles cruzii
Lineage: Eukaryota; Metazoa; Arthropoda; Insecta; Diptera; Culicidae
Exons: 2
Coding region: 1-600 (199 amino acids)
Biological process (GO): transcription by RNA polymerase III
Cellular component (GO): transcription factor TFIIIC complex
Molecular function (GO): protein binding
Source: RefSeq, a predicted model, not a curated record
AUGCUUCACACGAAUAAUGGCGCCGUGACGGCGCUUGAUCUCCACUACGCCGAAGCCACCCGCUUUCUGGUGGUCUGCAAUGCGGAUCGACGACUGAAAGUGUACGAUCUCCAAUCGGGGCGCUAUCAACCGCUCGAGGUGUGCAACAUAGUGACCCGAAGCCGCUGUACGGCCGUUCGCUGGUUGGUGCACUUUCCGGUGCUGACCAUGAUCUACGACGAUAGUUAUGCGCUCGAUCGGUGCGCCUACACCAUCCACCAGCCGCGUGAGAUUGGACUCCGCAUGUUUCCCCUGUGUUCCAUCGGCGCAGAAGCGACGGAUAUGAGCGCCAACGAAUGGCUAGGCACGAACAUGUUCGCCACCGACGGAGGCGACCUGCUGUAUCACCGACCGAUAGCGUUUGUGUGUAAUACGCAUGAGAGGAAAUCGACGAAUAUGCUAACAUCUACGGUGACCAUUCGUUUGGAGGAGAACGAUGACAAUUCCACCAAUCUUUCAUCCUACGAAGCUUUCUCCGGCCGGUUCGGGCUCUUAUUCUCCGACACUGAUGGGGUAAGUUGGCGCUUGUUUUCUUUCUCCCCGGCCUGCGGGUUAAUGUGAAACUCAGCUGCUGCU